UGCAGGGCCAAUGUUACGCACCCCCCACCUUCCAUGGAUUCGGAGAACUGGGAUCCUAGUAGCCUCUGAGGGCGGGGCCGCCUGUUUCGGGGACGCUGCGUUCUCCCUGGACCUGGACCCGACUGCACUGAGUGUAGGAGGUUGAGGACUUUGGCACUGCGGGCCUCCGGAGCCUAGAGGUGACCGACGCGACUGGGCUGGGCUGAGUGGCUGGGCCAAACACGUGACGCUCCCAGCCUGCCUUCUGGGCUUCUGGGCGCCUGAGGCUGAAAUUGGCGUUUGCCUCUGGUAGGAAAAUGAACUUGUCGGUUUCCGCCUGCAUCAGACCCUCAACCCAAAGGAGCGGGGGAUUGCGGUAGCAUUUUAACUUGCUAUCUCAGGAAUCUGACAGCGAAAGGCCAGGCAAGCUGAACACAUCAAGCAAAACGCCCUAAAGGGAGGUCAGAGUAAGGUUUCCGUCCACUCCCAGCUCACCUCCCGGGACGCCCAGAGUCUCUCCCCACCGCUUAGCUCCAGGCUCUCUCCCAAGGCGUCACUUGGGAACGUGGACCCCGCCUCCCGGUGACGUCACGGCGUUCGCAGCCCUCGCGCGGAAGAAAGGAUGCUCUAGGAUGCUGUCCAGGUGGGCGGCCGCGCUGCGCGAUGCGGCACUGCAGGGGUAUAAUUUUCACUGAGUAAAAUAUAUGGGUCUUACUUUAGCUGCUUUCGACAGAUCAGAACAGAACAGUACCAGUAGCCCAGUGGGUCCCCAUCUUGGCCCACAACCACCACUUUGCUUCUGGUAUAAGUAGUAUGGUCAGUGCAGGAGGGAUGAGUGGCUCCGUAAACCUGAUGGAUUUCCUUGAUGAGCCAUUCCCUGAUGUGGGGACUUAUGAGGACUUCCACACCAUUGAUUGGCUGAGGGAAAAGUCACGGGACACUGACAGACACAGAAAGAUAACCAGCAAAAGCAAGGAGUCCAUCUGGGAGUUCAUCAAGGGCCUGCUGGACGCCUGGUCAGGAUGGGUAGUGAUGCUGCUUAUCGGGCUGCUGGCGGGCACCUUGGCUGGUGUCAUAGAUCUUGCUGUCGACUGGAUGACUGAUCUGAAGGAGGGUGUCUGCCUGUCUGCCUUCUGGUACAGCCACGAGCAGUGCUGCUGGACCUCCAAUGAAACCACUUUUGAGGACAGGGACAAGUGUCCUCUGUGGCAGAAGUGGUCAGAACUGCUGGUGAAUCAGUCAGAGGGUGCCAGCGCUUACAUUCUGAAUUACUUAAUGUACAUCCUGUGGGCAUUGCUGUUUGCGUUUUUGGCCGUCUCACUGGUGCGCGUAUUUGCACCAUAUGCCUGUGGCUCUGGUAUACCCGAGAUAAAGACCAUUUUGAGCGGCUUUAUCAUCAGGGGCUACUUAGGGAAGUGGACCCUGCUGAUUAAGACAGUCACCCUGGUGCUGGUUGUAUCCUCUGGCCUGAGCCUUGGGAAAGAAGGACCUCUGGUGCAUGUGGCUUGUUGCUGUGGCAACUUCUUCAGCAGCCUUUUCUCCAAGUACAGCAAGAAUGAGGGAAAGAGGCGUGAGGUGCUUUCGGCUGCAGCUGCUGCUGGGGUCUCUGUGGCCUUUGGUGCUCCCAUUGGGGGUGUGCUGUUCAGCCUGGAGGAGGUCAGUUACUACUUUCCCUUGAAGACCUUGUGGAGGUCAUUUUUUGCAGCCCUGGUGGCAGCCUUCACACUGCGAUCCAUCAACCCCUUUGGGAACAGCCGCCUGGUUCUCUUUUAUGUGGAAUAUCACACUCCCUGGUACAUGGCUGAACUCUUUCCCUUCAUCCUGCUUGGGGUUUUUGGAGGCUUGUGGGGAACCCUCUUCACUCGCUGCAACAUCGCCUGGUGCAGGAGGCGCAAAACCACCAGGCUGGGGAAGUACCCAGUGUUGGAGGUCAUUGUGGUGACCACCAUCACCGCCAUCAUUGCCUACCCCAACCCGUACACACGCCAGAGCACCAGUGAGCUCAUUUCUGAGCUGUUCAAUGACUGUGGGGCCCUUGAGUCUUCCCAGCUCUGUGACUACAUCAACGACCCCAAUAUGACCCGGCCUGUGGAUGACAUUCCAGACCGGCCCGCUGGGGUUGGGGUUUACACAGCCAUGUGGCAGCUGGCUCUGGCCCUGAUCUUCAAAAUCGUCAUUACCAUAUUUACCUUUGGCAUGAAGAUCCCCUCAGGGCUCUUCAUCCCCAGCAUGGCUGUGGGAGCCAUGGCUGGCAGGAUGGUGGGGAUUGGUGUGGAGCAGCUGGCUUACCAUCACCACGACUGGAUCAUCUUCAGGAACUGGUGCAGACCUGGGGCAGACUGCGUCACCCCAGGACUUUACGCAAUGGUGGGAGCUGCAGCUUGCCUAGGUGGAGUUACCAGGAUGACGGUAUCACUGGUGGUCAUCAUGUUUGAAUUAACGGGUGGUCUGGAGUACAUUGUGCCCCUGAUGGCGGCGGCCGUGACCAGCAAGUGGGUGGCAGAUGCCUUCGGGAAAGAGGGCAUCUACGAGGCCCACAUCCACCUGAAUGGGUACCCAUUUCUCGAUGUGAAGGAUGAGUUCACCCACCGCACCCUGGCCACCGACGUGAUGCGGCCCCGGAGAGGAGAGCCUCCGCUAUCCGUGCUCACCCAGGACAGCAUGACCGUUGAGGAUGUGGAGACGCUCAUCAAGGAGACAGACUACAAUGGCUUCCCCGUGGUGGUCUCCAGAGACUCUGAGCGCCUCAUUGGGUUCGCUCAGAGGAGAGAGCUGAUCCUCGCAAUAAAGAACGCCAGACAGAGGCAGGAGGGCAUUGUAAGCAAUUCCAUCAUGUACUUUACGGAGGAGCCUCCUGAACUGCCAGCCAACAGCCCGCACCCCUUGAAGCUGAGGCGCAUCCUGAAUCUCAGCCCUUUCACAGUCACAGACCACACCCCCAUGGAGACAGUGGUGGACAUCUUCCGGAAGCUGGGGCUCCGCCAGUGCCUGGUGACUCGGAGUGGGAGACUUCUUGGCAUCAUCACAAAAAAGGAUGUUUUGAGACACAUGGCCCAGAUGGCAAACCAGGACCCUGAAUCCAUCAUGUUUAAUUAGCAACAAGGUGGCAAUUAUUUUGAGAAAAAACAUUGACUAUAUCAUUUUAAAAUAAGUAAAUAAAUCAAAGAUCAUGCACUGGCAGCAGCAGAAACAAAAGCUUCCUUUGAAAGGAGGGGAAGAAGGAUGAAAUCUUUUUUUUUUUCAAAGCAAAACCAUCAAUGUAGACAUUUUAUAGCUUUAACCCCUUAUGAGUUUCAAGUCGCAUUUCUUAAUGAGUUUGCUAACUGCCUUGGGGGCAUAUGGGUGGGUGUGAGUGAUGUGGUUUCUAGGAUGACAUGGAACACGAGUGCUGCGUGGAGAACCUCUGGCCUCGUCUGCUCAAGGCUGAUGUUGGUAACUUCGGAACACAUGUGAAGCUUUGAGUCCAAGGGACAAAGGGGUACUGGCAUGGCAAUGUCCUUAUUUAUUGAUUCUUGAAAUUUUGCUGCUAUGUUACUGAAUCAUACUAAAGACAGAGUGACGGCUGCAAGCCUACCCCAGUGGGUCUGCUCACGACCGUCCCAUUUCUUGCUCCUGUUCUCAGCCCAUUACCCAGUGUUUUGCUUAUUUAUCCAGUUUUGAGCCAACAUCAUGGGUGCUUGCCAUGAUGACCUGGAAGAAAACAUUUCACUACGUCAGACCAAAACCUUGGGACUGACCAGCACCUUGGGCCUGGACGAUGAACUACUAAAGCAUGUUGUAUUGCAUGUUGUUUUCUCUCAGAUGAGAGGCUGCAUCCUUAUCUUGAGGGACAUACACCCAAGUAUUGAUUUACAUCCCCAUUGCAUUUGCUUCAUUUGCUUAUUACUGUUGCCUGUGCAUUCUUAAUAAUUGAUCAGUCCAGCACUUUACAUGGGUUGUGGCCUGUAUGCACUCUGCUUGCCACAAGUGUGUUUUAAUUUCCCAGUAGCAUAUGCAAGAGUCAAAACUGGCUCCCUACUGUUUCUACUUAUUUUUCCUAUGACUGUGAAGGGGAUGAGGCAUACAAGUUCUCAGUGGGAACUCCUCCAAAUGGACUGGAAGAGAAAUACUAAAUUGAUUCUAACUGUUCCAUUCUCUUCUCUGUAGGAUGCAAAAUGUCCACUUUUAAUGUAUCUAGCAUGCCCUUUCAUACUAGCAAUCACGGGACAGGACACAGUUCAAUUUCAUACAGCCCAUUUAAACAUUGGGCAUUUGUAUUUGAUGUAAUGAUGCAGUUAUUCUUUUCAUCAGGACUCUGUCUUUCCUGCAGGGAGGAACUAAGCUAUGUUUUAGGCCCCUUCUAUGAUUGGUAUGAUUUAUCCUACUUGCCUCUUUACUUUAGUCUUUAUCCUUCCCCUUUCCCAGAAUCAUCCUCAUCUUUUUCAGUCUCAUUGCCAUUGAAUAUUGAUGUUUCAGGUUUGUGUGCACCUGACUGCAAAUAAUAGGAAAUCCAACAAGUAGUGAAGGGCUGAAUAAGAAACCUGGGAGAGAGGCACCCCAGGACUGUCUCCAUAAUAUCAACAGGGACCCAAACUCUUUGGCAUUUCUUUUCUAUCAUCCUCAUCCUCUGCCUUUGACUUAUUGGCUCAUAGUUGCAAGGUGGUGGCUGAACCUCCCAGUAUCAUGUUUGCUUUUUAAGUGGGAAAAAGAAGAAGGAGGCGAUUAACAAGUUCCAAUGUCUGUAUCCGGAGAGCAGAGCUUUCCCCAACAUGUUCAGCUGCACCAGUUGGUUAGAAUUCUGUCACUUGUUUCCCUAUGCCUACAAGCGAGCCUGGGAAGGAGAUGUUUUACCUAGGCACAUUUCUCUCUGAAUGAAAUCUAGGUUUUCCUGGUAAGAAGAGGGAUUGGUUCUUGGGAGGAGAAUAUAUCUGCCAUGUGAAAUCCCAUCAUUGUGCCCGUGUCACUGCCCUGUGUGUCUUCCUUACUCUUUCAUUACUUCCUUGCUCCUCCAAACAUUCUUCUAAGCACCUUGUUUCCCACCUUUUAUCUCAGAUUGACAUAGAAUGCCUAAUUAGAAUCUAUCAUUUCUUAGCCCUAAUGAGAAUUUUCAUUUUGAUAGAAACUUAGCUACAAGUGGGUUUCUAUUAAAAAUUCUAGUUAUAGCGCCGGGGAUUUAGCUCAGUGGUGCCGCCGCCUGCCUCGCUAGCACAAGGUCUCGAGUUUGAUCCCUGGUACCAAAAGAAAAAAAAAUUCUAGUUCUAAAAGGAUACGUGCUCUCUGGAUUAAAAUAUUUAAGUCAGAUCAUGCUGUCAACUAUGGAAAAUUUGUUUCCGUUACCAAUUGCUUCCCUCCAGAUUAACAUGAAAUAGCCACAUCAGCAAGGAAAUAUCCAGUCAAUGGAGAAUUGCAACUUUGGUCUUACAAUGAAAUUUGUUGUCUCAUUCAUAGCACAAAUAUUAUUUUUGGUACCGGGGAUCGAACUCGGGACUGUGCGCUUGCGCGGCAGGCGCUGGAACCACUGAGCUAAAUCCCCGGCCCCAUAGCACAAAUAUUAAACAGUAGAUCUUAGUGUUUUUAUUGGGGUUUCCACAGGACAUGUGGAGUUGGAGCAGGAUUCCCCUGGACAAUAAAUCCUAAAGUUUUAAAGUUUACCUCAUUUAGUUUCCCUCAUAUUCCCACGUGGCUCUCCUCAAAGCUGGCCGGUAACAGGAAAGAGUAUUUGUCAGAGCCUGGCCUCAUAAUCCGGGAGGCCCUUUUAGCUGAAACAGGUAGCUUCACAGAGAGCAGAAAACAGUGGACAGGUAGCCAAAGGUCAGCGAGACCACAGAAUUUUCUUUUAACCUAGUGAGGCCAUGGAAGGGGCUAUGGUUUACUCCAGGCCAAGGGCACCAAGAGGGAAAUGGAGAGCUGUGGCCUUCUCCCAGUGCUCAGUGCACAGAUGUUCUGGGCUGUAUGGGAAGCCUUUGCAAGAAUGACUUCGGAAAUAACCCAGUCUUCUUUUCAUUGCAAGUUGAUCCUGGAGUCUGGUGUGGGGUUUGGGCUUUCCUCCAUAGGAAGACGGUCAGAUAGGCAGGUGAAGGUCAAGGGUGGGGACUCUGUAGUCGGGACUGCUACAGUUAAUGGGCUUCUUCCCAAGGAGUCCACCUUAGCCACGUGGUCCACCCUGGCUAAGGCCUCAGCCGAGCUCCAGAGGGACACUGGCUAGCUCUUGGUCACUGUUGUAAAAGUACCUAGGUGGGAUUCUGAGGGUGUUUGCUAGAUCCUGGUGCAGAAUUUCCAUCCACUUUACCUGGUGGGAGGUGAAAUAAAUAUAUUUCUGAACAA
Messenger RNA from Heterocephalus glaber (naked mole-rat), 6282 nucleotides. It is a transcript of the gene Clcn4, whose product is annotated as Cl-/H+ antiporter 4. Lineage: Eukaryota; Metazoa; Chordata; Mammalia; Rodentia; Bathyergidae. The record is from RefSeq and is a predicted model, not a curated record. Gene Ontology annotation, cellular component: plasma membrane; early endosome; synaptic vesicle. Gene Ontology annotation, molecular function: voltage-gated chloride channel activity. Gene Ontology annotation, biological process: transmembrane transport; chloride transport.